UUUAAAUACAUAUCAGACACAGUAACUCUCGCCUUCCCACAUGAACCUAACAACUCUCUCAAAAAUGGCGAUCAAAAGAGAAAAGACAUCUGUCCUUAUUAUUGGAGGGUCCCUAGUUGGUCUCUCCACCGCUGUGUUUCUAUCCCACCAGGGCAUUAAGCCUAUUCUCAUCGAACGGCAUGCCGAUAGCUCCCCUCACCCCCGGGCAAUGGGUUUCCUAUCGCGCUCCAUGGAGGCGUAUCGCUCUUCUGGAUUGAAGGACAAGAUACCUCUUGCCGACCCCAACUUCAAGCUCGUCCGUACUCGAGUGCACAGUUUAGCAGGUGAUUGGCAUGAGAACUCUUAUUGGAAUCCCGAAAAAUCUGGAGCAGCACCGAAGAAGGGUGAGAGCGAAAUUAUGAACUAUUCAUACACUAUUGGAGCUGACGCAGCUCAGGACGAAAUGGAAGGGUAUUUCAGAGAAGCUGCACUUAGCAAAGGCGCUGAUCUACGCUAUUCGACUACAUUAAUCAGCUUUCAACAAGAUCAAAACGGCAUCACUGCCUUGUUGAAAAACAGAGUUGACGGGACUGAAUAUGAGAUUCGCGCAGAUUACAUGGUUGCUGCAGACGGUAACCGAAGCUUUGUUCGUGAGUCGUUGGGCAUCGAACGCGACGGCCGUGGGCAUAUGCAGACCAUGCGAAGUGUAUUAUUCAAGGCGCCCGGGCUCGAUAAAUAUCGCAAAGAUGCAGUGCAAUUUAGCAUUGACCAACCAGACCUGCAGGCGUUCUUAGUAUAUUAUCGCAACAGUCGAUGGGCACUAAUGUUCUCUGACGAGGUAGAGAGAGAUGAAACUGCCUAUAAAGAUGCCAUUUACAAGGCUAUUGGCGAUGCUGAUAUUACUAUCGAAAUCAUAACCACUGGCGAAUGGGAGUUAACCGCAUUAAUCGCAAAUUCAUACCAAUCUGGUCGCAUCUUCCUAGCUGGCGAUUCCGCCCAUACUUUACCGCCGAAUAGAGGUGGCUUUGGUGCAAAUACUGGGAUUGCUGACGCGUGGAAUCUAUCCUGGAAGCUAGCUUCUGUAGUGAAGGGACAUUCUAGGCCAGAGCUUUUGGAUACAUAUGAAGUUGAGCGACGACCAGUUGCUUUGUUCAGACACGAUCAAAUGUUUCUCCGACAAGACUACAAAACUUUCGCCGCGAAGGAUGGAAAAUCGGCAGUAGCAUAUGACGACAUUGCUAUUGAGCUAGGUGAAUUGUAUCGAUCCAAGGCCGUUAUCUCAGAUUCUUCGAACGAAGAAAUACCUGUAAAGCGACCAGAUGAGUGGAACGGAGAACCUGGAACGCGGGCAGCACACUGGUGGUUGAGUGGUGACAAAUCACGAAGCACUAUUGAUUUUUACGGAGAAAAUUGGGUACUAAUUACCGAAAGUGAAGAAUGGAAGGAUGCUGUUGCCCAAGUGAACGAUGGAUCGAAGUCGCUUAAGAUUGACUGCAUUCAACUUGGUGUUGACGAGAAAGUUGAGGAUCUGGAAGGUCUUAGAAAGAUUAUGGGAAUCACAGAUACAGGAGCUUCCCUUAUUCGCCCAGAUGGAAUUGUUGCUUGGAGAUCGCAGCGGUUGUCGAGUUUAAACUUAACACCUGCUGAAGAGCUGAAUCAAGUGUUAUCUCAGGUCGCAUUCUUGACUGAUCUUUCGUGAUUAAACUUUCGUUUGAUCGUGUUAUGUUACUAUUCCUCUGAUGCGGUUGUCGAAGGAUUCAAUAUGUGUUAUUAGGGAAAGAAGGAAAGAAUUUUGAUUUUGACCGUAGAUACCUAGAUAUGAAAUAAUGAUUAGCAAUGACUUUUUCCUUUUGGGUUCAUGUCUCAUCCGAAUUUUGGACACGUAUAAUCGCAGAAUAUAUUUAGG
Talaromyces proteolyticus is the source of this 1885-nucleotide messenger RNA. Its product is annotated as FAD binding domain-containing protein. Lineage: Eukaryota; Fungi; Ascomycota; Eurotiomycetes; Eurotiales; Trichocomaceae. Bases 41 to 1678 code for a protein of 545 amino acids. The record is from RefSeq and is a predicted model, not a curated record. The transcript has a single exon. Gene Ontology annotation, molecular function: FAD binding.